UCUCUCUCUACCCAACCACAGCCACAACCUCAACCUUAAAUACCACCGCUACCCACUUCCCCUGCUCCACCGCAUCGCCCUCUGCAACUUUCACACCAUCCUCUGUUUCUCUCUCUAAUUCCCUUUCUCUCUCUCGCUCUAUAGUUUCGUCCUUUUUUUUAGGGCUUCCUGGCCUUGUAAGUUUGAAUAUCAAUAUUCGCCCGCUCCGCCCUGCAACUAGGGGCCAUUGUCGUUCCCUGUUUCUAGAGAUUGUCUCUCUAGAAACUACACGACUGGGCCGUGGGAUUAGUAUGAGAAAGGGCGGCGAUGGACGAGCAGCAGAUCAGCCAUCGACGCCUCGACGCAUCCAGGCCGACCCUUGGCUUCCCUUUAGGCACCGCUCUCUUACUCAUCUUGAUCUUCUCGAUAAGCGCCUUCUUCUCUUGUUGUUACCAUUGGGACAAAAUCCGAAAUCUCCGUCGACCCUCCUCCGCCUCUGCUCCCCCCUCCGCCUCGCUCUCUCCUCCCCUCCGAUCUCCUCCCUCCCCUGCAAAGGGUUCGAAGGUGAAUUCGAGCAUGAGCCUACCGGUGUUGAUGCCCGGAGAUAGGAUACCCAAGUAUAUUGCGUGGCCGUGUCCAUGUAAGUGCCCUGCGCCGAACACAGUCGCAGUACAUGUGCAGGAGUGAGAGGAGAGAUGACACCAUGCUGCCCUUUUAGAGAGAGAAAACCGCUGGCUCUGUACAUUUUCAGUGCGAUUGAGACGAGAAGAAAGAUAAUAGACGCCGCCGCUCGUGAUCUAAGGGCUGUCUUUCUCUCUCUUCUCCGUGUCCACCUAUUCUUUCUCUCUCCUUGCGUCUCUUCUCUCUCUCUCUUACCCUUUCUAUAUUGUCUCUGAACGUUUGCAAUGUGGUUCUCAAAUAUUGGUUGGUUCUCUAAAGAUGUAGCAAUCUUAGUUUGGAGGACUGACCGAUCUAAAUCGGGGGCUUGUAAUAUUACCAAUCAAUUAUUAUUAUUAUUUUUUAAUCUAUGCA
This is a messenger RNA of Amborella trichopoda, 1011 nucleotides long. Its product is annotated as hydroxyproline-rich glycoprotein family protein. The record is from RefSeq and is a predicted model, not a curated record. Lineage: Eukaryota; Viridiplantae; Streptophyta; Magnoliopsida; Amborellales; Amborellaceae.